Anoplopoma fimbria (sablefish) is the source of this 1825-nucleotide messenger RNA. Its product is annotated as putative transmembrane protein INAFM2. The record is from RefSeq and is a predicted model, not a curated record. The transcript has a single exon. NCBI's taxonomy places the organism in Eukaryota, Metazoa, Chordata, Actinopteri, Perciformes, Anoplopomatidae. The coding region runs from base 414 to 1082 and encodes 222 amino acids.
GACAGACAGUUGUGUACCGUAUGAUCUCACUUAAUCGCUUAAUAAAUCAAAUAUUAUACUGCGUAGCCUGUUUUGCCGUAGGCCUACAGCCAGCUGUUCCCUGGAAACGUCACAUAGGGGAGACAUCUGUCCCGUCGCUGUCGGAUGCUGAGACGCUCAACCAGCCUGUGGAUGCUUGAUGUCCGUUAUGAAACGCGAUGCUGCACUGGCGACAGAGCAUUAGGCACGGAGCUUUGGAGAGCAAAUGAAUUACAAGAAAUCAAUUUAGCUGCCAAAUACUCCCGUGGUGCGGACGGUUCAAGGUGGUCCUUUCUCCCCGGCCCUCUGCUUCCUGUCUUCUCUUGGCUUGUGGAUAACGAGUAGCCUUCAAGACGGAGGGGGUGGUGGAGCAUCGAGGGAAAAACAGGGGCAAUAUGAGAGAGCGGGACUUCAUGCCCAAUAUGGAGAGGGGCAAACCUGCCACUUACACGGGGGACAAAAAGGCUAAGAUGGCUGCUAAGACUAACAAGAAGUGGGUGAGAUUAGCCACUGUUUUUGCAUAUGUAUUGUCCGUGUCUUUAGCAGCCAUUAUCCUGGCAAUUUACUACAGCCUCAUCUGGAAACCAACCAGUGCAUCCUCAUCUGCGGGGAAGCCAGGAGUGCCCGAGGAGGUCACCCCCACCGCAAACAUCUCAACUAAUAUGUCCACCAGCAGCAAUGUCUCGGAGUGGAACUCUACACAGAGUGGACUGUUGUCUCUCAACCGCUCCAGGCAGGUGACCACCAGCCCGUACAGCCGUGCGUUUCAAUGGGACGACAGAGCCGACACCGCGGCCGUCCCCGGAGCAGACACCGCGCACCCGCAGCAGAAGGACGGACUGUACGCCGAGCGAUCGGACACGUUGGAGAGACAAACGCACGCGUCUCAGGACGGGAAGAGCACCGGGGAGUCUGAGGACGAGGAGGUGGAGGAGGAGGUGGAGAUGGAGGCGCGCAGACUGGGCGACGGGGCGACUGGAGAAAGCGACCCGGACCAGGCGGCCGCAGAUGCCGCCUCAACUCCAACAUCCGCGCCGAGCCGGGCCGGCCUGAGAGGAGACUGAUCGGGCCUCAUCCCCUAUCCGCCACGACCCCCCUCUCUCUCCCUCUCUCAUAAACUAACCCUUCAAGGAUUGUUUUCCAGAAUCAGUGCCGCGGGUCGGAUCACACACAGGUCUUCACUUUAAACUCAUUUCGCAGAGCCUCUCAUGGAUGCUAAACUGCACAUUUUUAACUGCCAUCUUUCUCUGAGAAGAGGAGACGUCGCUUCUUCGGUGAACACUGUUACCCCCCCUCCAACACUAACUAUGCGGUUUUUUUUUCCCGUUUUUAUUUGAGGCCAUCUGUAUGCCUUAAAUCAGUGUGUGUCUACUUUACCUCGGACAGUAACCUGCCUGUGGACAACACUGGUAUAGAUGUUUUGUUAAACUCGGGCUCGAGAGAUGCGUUUGGUUUUGCAGGACAUACAUAUUUCUCGCAGGCAUUCAGCGCUAAACAUCACUGCCAUUCAUCGGCUAGUCCAAAUCAAUACUGUAUUUUUGCAUUUUUAACAUAGGUUGUAUUGAUUAUUUCAUGGAUCAAAUCCGGAUUUGGAGUAGAAGAACCUGCAUUAUUGAGUUAUGCUCAGGUAUGUGCAUAUAACCAUGUAAAUGUAUUGUGUAUUUUGGUUAUGUACAUAUAGAGCAGGCAUACAUCUUUUGGGCCUAGAUGAACUUUUAGUGUAAUUAGAUGAUUUUUAUUAAAGGUACAGUAUGUAUAAAAGGUAUAACUCUAUCACAAGGUACAAAUAAACAUCCUUAGAAAAUGA